Messenger RNA from Lachnellula hyalina, 405 nucleotides. RefSeq lists its product as uncharacterized. The coding region runs from base 1 to 405 and encodes 134 amino acids. Lineage: Eukaryota; Fungi; Ascomycota; Leotiomycetes; Helotiales; Lachnaceae. The transcript has 4 exons. The record is from RefSeq and is a predicted model, not a curated record.
AUGGCUCGUGAAGGCACCCGCUCAGCCACUGGUUCGUUUUUACCAUAUCCCUAUGUUGCCGCUGCCAGCUUGCGAUAUAGCUCAGCGCGAAACUCCCGACCGAGGGUCUUCCCCACCGUCCCUGAGACGACGACUACCACCACGAAGAAGCGUGCGACUGCAAACACUGGUGCUAAGAGAGGGCCAAAGGCGGCGACUACCACCAAGGCUGCCAAACCAACUGGCGUCACCAAGAAGAAGGCACCUGCAAAGAAGACAUCUGUGGCUACGAAGGCAAAGGGUGUUGUGAAGAAGGCCGAGGGAGUUGUCACUGGCAACCCUGAGAAGAAGGCUGCUGGUACCAAGAAGAUCAAGGGUACUGAUGGCGCCGCAGCAAAGCCCAAGGCUAAGACCGUGAAGAAGUAG